Entrophospora sp. SA101 is the source of this 2100-nucleotide messenger RNA. The record is from the annotation of a GenBank genome assembly. Lineage: Eukaryota; Fungi; Glomeromycota; Glomeromycetes; Entrophosporales; Entrophosporaceae.
AUGACUAAAACCCCACAAGAAUUAGAAAAAGAAACUAACAAAAACUUUAUUCUCAAUAAUUUGGAUAAAUAUAUUGUUGAUGGACACGGUAUUUUUUAUCACACAGAACUCGGAUUAGGUGAUGAUUAUUAUUGUAUUGGCAGUGAAUUAGUAAAAGAUUAUGAAGAAGUAAAAGAAAAGGUUAUUGAAACACAAUUAACUAAUAAAGAGCAAAUUACUGCUCUGGUUCAAGCAAUAAACCACCAAAUAGAACAAAGAUUAAAAGAACUAAAACAGUCUCAAAAGCAGACGAACAAUAACCAACCAUUUUCUUUAACUGGUAAAGUGCUUAUUGUAGCGAACUUUCCUAAAAGUAUAAAAAAUAAUAUUAAUCAAUUUAAUGACGAGAAAACUAGAUUUUUGGUAGGAACGAUUAGUAAUAUUUUUCAGAUUAAAGACGGGAUACCAGAUAAUUUUAAUUAUGCUAACUUAUUGCCCGAAAAGUUGCGGUCGUUAUUAGGGAAAAUAGAACUAAGUAAAAGUCAAUUUGUUAUUGGUGGCUUGUUACUGGUAUUAGUUUAUGCUCUGGUUUACUAUUGGAAUAGUUUAGCCGAGGAAGAAUUGCGAAUAAGAGGCGGUCAUUAUACUAAAAAUUUGGUGCUGGAUAAGUUUCGUUGCUUACCUUUGGAAGAAAAAGAAGCCCGAAAAGAUGAAGUAAAUAAUUUAAUAGAAAAGGAUGCUGGCGAAAUAGGUUAUGAUUGGGAACAUUUACCUAAUCACACUUUCCACAGCGUUUUAGAAAUUUUCCUGAAAAUCUUGCGGAAUGAAAAAAGAUAUAAAGAAAGAUUAAGUGUUGAGUCAGCAGUAAUUAAUAAGGAAAGAAAUAAUGCUACUCUAGUGGAAAGUUCCGGUCUGACUUCCCAAUAUAGUGCCAAGCAGAAAAAAGUAACCCAAGCCAACGAAAAAUUAUUACUCAAUUUCAACCACACCAAAUCAUUAAAUAGGACGAUACCUAACAAUUGGUUAAUGGAAUCAUUUCCAUUCCUCUUACUAGCUUUGAGUGGUGGUAGUUUUGAAGGAGUCAUUUUGAUGGCUUUUUGGGAAAUAUUCGAGGAAGGUUCAACCGGCCAAAAACAAUUAGUUAAUAUUAACCAAACUUUAGAACAAAAAAACCAGGCUCAAAUCUUUUUCUUUGAUGAAGCCGAUAAUGCUUUAGACCAAGAUAACCAAAAACAACUCCAAGAAAAAAUUAAGGAAAGGUUUAAAACCACUCCUUUAACGUUAAUUUAUAAAUUAUUCCGCACUAAGAAAAUAAAAGUUAAUGGCGAGAAUAUUCGCUAUUAUCACCAGCGCUUAAAAGUAGGAGAGGAAAUUAAUAUCUAUGAUGGUUCACUCAAAGUUGCUCAGCCCAGUAUUUCCCUAAAACCAGAAAAUUCGGAACUAAAUCCCAAGAUUAUUUAUGAAGACCAAAACCUUAUUAUUGUCUUGAAAGAACACGGGUACCUAAUGCCGGAACUAGAUAAAGCAGUCCAACAUUACCUUUACCAACAAAAUCCUCAAUUAUAUCAAGAACUAAGCCAAAAAUAUUUCUCUUUCACUGCCACUCACCGCCUGGAUAAAUUAACCAAAGGACUAAUUAUUUAUCCGAAAAAUCCGACGGCCAAAAGGAUACUGCAUAAUGCUAUCAGUGAUAAAGAAAAAAUAAUAAAAAAAUAUCUUGCCCUUUGUGAAAAAUUACCGAAAAAAGCUCUGCCGAAUUAUAUUAGUGGCAGUAUCAAAGAUUGUGCGUUGGAAAUAAAAGAAAUUGACCGAGAAAAUAACCAACUACUGUUGGAAAUCACUUUACAUACCGGUCGCAAACACCAAAUUCGUAGUAUUUUAUCUUAUUGGGACUGUCCGAUUAUCGGUGAUAAAAAGUAUGGCACAGAAGCACGUAAAAUACUAGGGGUAAGUGAAAAUGCUACUCCUCAAGAAAUAAAAAAAGCUCGUGAUGGGCUUGCUCGAAAACAUCACACUGAUAAAGGAGGUUCUAACGAAGAAAUCCAGAAAAUUAAUGUGGCUUAUGAAGUUUUGACUAAGGGAGGCGGUGAUAGUUCGGACAUAGACGAGGAUGCAAUUUGA